UAUAUAUAUAUAUGAUUCCUUGCUAGGGUUAGAGCCUUGAAGGUUUAAGCUCGGCUGCUGUGGUUUCUUCCUGUUUUCUCCGCCGGUCUAUUUGAACCCUCCUUCCACUGAAAAGAACCGCUCAGCCAACAUGGGGAAGACACGUGGUAUGGGAGCCGGACGCAAGCUGAGGACCCACCGUAGGAGGCAGAGGUGGGCUGAUAAGGCAUACAAAAAAUCCAACCUUGGAAAUGAAUGGAAGAAGCCAUUUGCUGGCUCUUCCCAUGCCAAAGGCAUUGUCCUUGAGAAGAUUGGUAUCGAAGCUAAGCAGCCGAACUCUGCUAUCCGAAAGUGUGCCAGAGUUCAACUGAUCAAGAAUGGAAAAAAGAUUGCCGCAUUCGUUCCAAACGACGGUUGCUUAAACUACAUCGAAGAGAAUGAUGAGGUGUUGAUUGCUGGAUUCGGACGAAAGGGCCAUGCUGUUGGUGAUAUCCCUGGUGUUCGUUUCAAGGUUGUGAAGGUCUCCGGUGUUUCGCUCUUGGCGCUCUUCAAAGAGAAGAAAGAGAAGCCUAGAUCUUAAGAUGGGUACGGGGAGGACCUAAUUACGAAGGAUUGGCAUUUUUACUAGCAAUGUUUAAUAGCCUGGUUUGAAUUUUUGCUUUAAUGUUGUUCCAAACUUACAAUGUUUCCUCAAGCAUUUGCAUUUUGGUAUUCGAAUGA
This is a messenger RNA of Hibiscus syriacus, 699 nucleotides long. Its product is annotated as 40S ribosomal protein S23. Lineage: Eukaryota; Viridiplantae; Streptophyta; Magnoliopsida; Malvales; Malvaceae. Gene Ontology annotation, molecular function: structural constituent of ribosome. The transcript has 4 exons. Bases 131 to 559 code for a protein of 142 amino acids. The record is from RefSeq and is a predicted model, not a curated record. Gene Ontology annotation, cellular component: cytosolic small ribosomal subunit; ribosome. Gene Ontology annotation, biological process: translation.